CGACCAAAUUCUCUCCGGAAAAUUCAAAUCUUCCACGGAAAAUGCAAAAACCCGUCGCUUUUUCGAGCUUUCCCCCAUUUCUAGCGAGCAAAACCAAAAACCAACGUCAUAUCCAGCCUCCUGUCCUCAAAACCUGCCUGUGCUGAGAUUUUGGGGAGAUUUGGAGCCCUUUUUUUCAGCCAAGUCACCGGCGACGAGUCUCCGGCGAGCUUCCGACGAAGCUCCGACGACCCCUCUCCGGUCAGUUUUCCUACCAUUUUCACCAUCCUCGCCUGCACCUCACUUCCUCUUACGUCCCACUUGUGUCUCCAGGUUUGUUUUCGACUCUACCUUUGUGAAUUGUGGAGAAUCGGAUUAGGUAGUGAAGUGAGGUUGAAUUUUUGUGCUUUGCAUGAUUUAAUCUAGAUUUAGGGCAAGGACUUAGGUGAAUUAGGUCGUGUGAUUGAUGGAUUGAUAAUUGCAUGAGAUUAGUGAGCCUUGGUGGGCGUGUUUGAAUCGAAUUGCGCUUAUUUUUAGAAUUUGUCCACCAAGUGAUUUGUUAUGAAUGCAAGUGGAGGUUGUUUUUGUUUGGUGGAUGGUAGCCACCGUGGUAGGGGUAGGGGUUCAACUUUUUGUGUGCUUAAACCGUGAUAUACCCACAACCUUACCACGGUGGUUUGAGCUUAAAUUUUUUAUAACCAUGGUGUGAAAACAAGUGUGGGGGAAUUUCUUUUCCUACCAAUGUGCAUUAUUGACGAUUGUUUCCACGUAUGCUGCAUGCUUCUCAGUUUGUGCAGGAUAGUUAACAUGGAUCACCCAUAUCUCGUGGCGAUAAGGAGAAGCCCUAAAAUAGAGCAAGAUGCGUUUUUUUGGGCAUCUUCAAGAGUCGGUAACCAUUGGAAACUCGACUUCACCCAGUUCGAUAGGCUUCAUUGCGGUGACGCUAUAAGAGAGGCAGUGGUGCACCCCCAAUGGCGCCAAGCCCUUGAUCUUGACGAUGACACUUACUGGAGCUUUGCGUCGAGUUUUUCAGCACCUUCUCCAUACGCAAGAGCCUAUGCCUACUCGGUAAUCCGGUACGCCGGGUCGAGUUCCGAUUGGGAGGGGAACCUCGUGAUUUGAGCUAUGACGAGUUAGCCAGAGCCCUCUGAAUGGAAGCCAAUCGUAGGGACGAGUGGGAGAAAGAUGCCAUCCGAAGUUUUGACGUGAAUGUCGCGUUUCUGAAGAUUUUCCUUCCAAAGUACAGAAGGACGAAAUUCAAGUCGGCCAUCACAACGACAUCCACACUCUAGCCCCAGUGGCGUGUCAUGCUGACACUCGUGACUCAUUCCCUCUACCCGGCUUACCACAAUCUGAACAAGAUAACUGAGAGAAUCCUACUGGCAUGUUCUUGCAUGGCGAACCGGUCUAGCACUUUGCACCUGGGUUCAGUCAUGGCCACAUCCAUGGGUCCGUACAUCAGUCGCCUUGCCCGAUACUUCAAUGUCAGCCUUUCAGGAUGCUCGAAAGAGGGAGCCACCCAGAGAUUUGACGAAGGCACUCUUCACUCCAUGCGCUUAUUGUACAGCUUUGGCCCAAUGCGGUACAUCAAGGGAUUGAGUCCCGACCCCGAGGCCCCACUAGCAGCAGAGCAGACACCUGCUCGUGCACCCGGCCGCCGCCGCCGCCCAGCGCUCCCUCGCCCUGCACAGCAGCCACCACCACCAUGAGCAGGCGAUCCCCUCGUCCAGAGGGUGGAUCGCCUUGAGACGAGCUUCAUGGGACUCUCAUCCCGCCUCGACCGGCAGUCCGACACUCUCGAGCUUAUGGCUCGCCACCAGGGUAUCCUAAUCAAUGAUGGAGAGGGUCCAUCCACCGGAGAGAGGUAGUCGACGAGAUAGACAUGAGGCAGAGCGGAGUCCUUUCGCCCCACUUCUCUACUUGUAACCUGACUCGCCAUGGCACAACUCCUAACAAAGGCCAAGUGUAACCAAUGAAAGGGACUGCAGUAU
This is a messenger RNA of Linum trigynum, 1970 nucleotides long. The record is from the annotation of a GenBank genome assembly. NCBI's taxonomy places the organism in Eukaryota, Viridiplantae, Streptophyta, Magnoliopsida, Malpighiales, Linaceae.